GCAACAAACAAUUUUUUCAUAAACUUUAUAUUAAAUGAAUGGAGUAUAACAAGAAUGAGUGGAACUAUGAUAUACAGCUAGUGAAACCUUAAACUUUACGUACUCCCGAGACGACUUGAAAUUGCUUUGAUAUUUGUGGCUUGAUGAACUUACAUCUGUUUUGUACUUCCAUGCUAGAACUAAAUUCAUCGACAGGACAUGAAUUUAAACUCAAAGCAACAUAAAAAAUGGUUACAAAAAAGAAAAUACACUUUUAUCGCUUUUUCAAUUCAAAUGAUUAUUAUUGGAAUGGAAUACAGUCUUACCAUUAUAACAUUAUGGUUGUACAUCAAAGAAAUGAUAAAUACAAACUCACCAAAACUGUAUUACAGUCUUGUGUCCGUGUCAUACAUGGUUGCCUCUACAUUACUAACGCCAUUCGUUGGUAGACUGGCUGAUAGAAAUCGAGAUACCAAUAAGUCAUUUCUAAUUUGCAAUUUUUUGAUGCUUUCUGGAAACGUACUAUACAGUAUCCAUUUUUCUCCUUUUUAUUUAAUAGGAGGAAGAAUCAUAGCUGGCUUUGGUGGAGCUUUAAAAUCGAUCAUUUUCAGCGAAACAAUUCGAAGUUACGUAGCGUAUGAAACAAAUUCAAAGCUAUCAAUUUUAUCAAUUAUGCUUAAUUUUGGUUUUAUGCUUGGACCAGGAAUAAAUUUCUUUUUUAAAGAUAUCAAUUUUUAUAUAGGUCGCUGGCAUUUGAAAGACGUAAACUUUCCCGGACUCUUUUUGGGUUUUUUAUGUUUCGCAAUGGAAAUUGUUUCCAUAAUAAUGGUGCAUGAUUUGUCAAAAGAGUUCGAUUAUAAAGCUUUUAGUGAAAAUGGUUUUGUAACAAACGAAGUUAGCAAUGAAGAUAAUAAGAUUGAAGACAAAAAAAUACCUUUAGUGCAAAAAAAUGGUGCAAACAAAGAGACAUCCGUAAUUGAAGCCGUACCAGAAACAACCGUAACCGAAACAACAUUACUAUUACCAAGAAACUCAAAUCAACAUUCUGUAAAAAAGAUUUUAAAAGAAUUGUUUACGAAUUUUGAUUCAGCACUUCUUAUGUUUUCCAAUUUUUUUUUAGCCUUUUUUUUCAUAAACACAGACCUAUGGCUACCAUUACUAGUUAUUGAGAAAAUGCAUCUUUCAAUGGUAGAAAUGAACAUCAGUUUUUUUGGUGUAAGUGGAAUCUGUGCUUUAAUGUUGGUAAUAUUUAUUUGGAGACCAAUAUCUGACAAAAAGAUAAUUACAUUCUUUAUUAUUAGUCUAGGUGGGUUUUGCACAGUCAGUGUAGGUUUUAUCAUUCUUUCGUAUUUUCCUUACAACAAGUUUUUGAAUAUUUUUUUAUGCAUUAUUUACAUGGUUAGUUUUGCUGGUACACCUAUAGUUGUGUAUGUAUUUUUUGUUAACACACAAGCCAAAAUGGUAAAUUCAAGUAUUUUAACAUUUGUUGACAGUAUUCGAUCUUCAAUUUACUCUGUAGGAGCAUUCUUAGCUUUUUGCUUUUCCGCGUUUAUUUUUGACUAUGUUGAAAUAUUCGGAACAUUGUAUGCAGUCAUUAUGAUAGUUAUUGGAAUCUUGUUUAUUCUCAGAAAUAAACAUAUGAUCAAUCCAAAACAAUUUUUAUAAUUAGCAAAUACAAAAUUACAAAAAAGCAA
Molecule: messenger RNA, 1673 nt
Organism: Hydra vulgaris (swiftwater hydra)
Lineage: Eukaryota; Metazoa; Cnidaria; Hydrozoa; Anthoathecata; Hydridae
Biological process (GO): transmembrane transport
Molecular function (GO): transmembrane transporter activity
Source: RefSeq, a predicted model, not a curated record